AGAAGAAAAAGGAGAGAGGAGCUGAAGGGAGGAGGACGACGUGACGGGAGGACUCAUACAAAACAGAAGCUCUCAGGACUACGACACACAGACAAACUGGAUCAUAUCUACUGCAGAUUUGGAGAUUUGUGCAGCGGGAUACGUGGUGCCGACUGUUACGCACGACAACGUUUCCCUGCGGUAAAAACCAGCCAGAGUUUUUGGACAGGAGGCGCACGGCUUGCAGAUCUUCCUCGUCAGAAAAAGAAGGUUUAUAGCGGGGAGGUUUACGGAGCAGCGGACUGAAGGCACAGUGGAGGAGUUGGGAUGUCCUGAGUCAGUCCUUCACGGCCCAGAGAGCGCUGUGCUGAUGGGACCUGCUGCGCCACCAUGAGCUUACAAGAUGGCGGCUGCAGUUACGCCAGCAGCGCCAACAUGGCCACAGGUAGUGGCACCAUGCGGCGGCGCCUGGAGGACCAGGAGUUCAGCCUGCGCGUCUACCCAGGCACCCUGGCUGAGGGCACCAUCUACUGCCCCGUCUGCGCCCGCAAGAACACCACAGCUGCUGAAGCCAUCGAGUGCCUCAUCGAACGGUUGCGCCUGGAUCGUACCAAAUGCUACGUGUUGGCUGAGGUGAAGGAGUUCGGUGGGGAGGAAUGGAUCCUGAACCCCUGCGACUGCCCCGUCCAGCGCAUGAUGCUGUGGCCACGGAGCGCCCUGGAGAACCGCAGCGGCCUCGGCAGUGGUGACGACUACCGCUUCCUCCUGCGGGAGAAGAACCUGGAUGGAUCUAUUCAUUAUGGCGGCAGCCUGCAGAUGUGGCUGCGGGUAACUGAGGAGCGCCGCCGCAUGGUGGAACGGGGUUUCCUCCCGCAGCCUGUAGGGAGCGACCCUCCGUCCGAUCUCUGCGCUCUCCCGGAGCUAACAGAGCGCACCAUUUUGGAGAGCCUCCGUGCACGUUUCCGGCAGGAGAACAUCUACACUUACAUUGGGAGUAUUCUUAUUGUGAUUAACCCCUUUCAGUUCCUGCCAAUAUACAAUCCGAAGUAUGUCAAAUUGUACGACAACCACAGACUGGGGAAGCUGGAGCCCCACAUUUAUGCUGUGGCAGAUGUGGCGUAUCACGCCAUGCUCCAACGACGGAAGAACCAGUGCAUAGUCAUUUCUGGUGAGAGCGGGUCUGGGAAGACUCAGAGCACCAACUUCCUCAUUCAUCACCUGACUGCACUCAGCCAGAAGGGAUUCGCUAGCGGGGUGGAGCAGAUCAUCCUGGGAGCAGGGCCUGUGCUGGAGGCCUUUGGAAACGCUAAGACGGCACACAACAACAACUCCAGCCGCUUCGGAAAGUUUAUCCAGGUCAACUACCAGGAGAGUGGCACUGUCAGAGGAGCCUAUGUGGAGAAGUACCUGCUGGAGAAAUCCCGCCUGGUGUACCAGGAGCACAACGAGCGGAAUUACCAUGUUUUCUACUACCUGUUGGCCGGAGCCAGUGAAGAGGAGAGGAAGUCCUUCCACCUGCUGAAACCUGAGGAAUAUCACUACCUCAACCAGAUGACAAAGAAAUCGCACAAACUCCACUGGGACAAUUACUAUGAGAGCGAUCUGCAGGACUCCUUCACAGUUGAAGGAGAGGAUCUGAAACAUGACUUCGAGCGUCUGCAGCUGGCGAUGGAGAUGGUCGGCUUUUUACCCACCACACGCAAACAGAUCUUCUCCCUGCUGUCAGCAAUCCUCCACCUGGGAAACAUCCGCUACAAGAAGAAGACCUACAGGGACGAUUCCAUCGACAUCUGCAACCCAGAGGGCCUGCCCGUCGUCUCAGAGCUGCUGGAGGUCAAAGAGGAGAUGCUGCUGGAAGCGCUGACAACGAGGAAGACGGUGACUGUCGGAGAGAGGCUCAUCGUACCCUACAAACUUGCUGAGGCAGGCACGGUGAGGGACUCCAUGGCCAAGUCCCUGUACAGCGCGCUGUUUGACUGGAUUGUGUUCAGGACCAACCAUGCUCUGCUAAACAACAAGGACCUGGAGGACAGUUCAAAGAUUCUGUCGAUAGGAGUUCUGGACAUCUUUGGCUUUGAGGAUUAUGAGAACAACAGCUUUGAACAGUUCUGCAUCAACUUCGCCAACGAGCGACUGCAGCACUACUUCAACCAACACAUCUUCAAAUUAGAGCAGGAGGAAUACAGGGCAGAGGGCAUCACCUGGCACCACAUCGAGUACAUCGACAACAGCGGCUGCCUCAACCUCAUCAGCAAGAAGCCCACAGCGCUGUUCCACCUGCUGGACGAGGAGUGCAAUUUCCCUCAGGCUUCCAAUCAGACUUUACUGGACAAGUUCAAGCGUCAGCAUGAAGGAAACAGCUACAUCGAGUUCCCCGCGGUCAUGGAGUCGGCCUUCAUCAUCAGACACUACGCUGGGAAAGUCAAAUACGGAGUGAAGGACUUCAGGGAGAAGAACACCGACCACAUGCGUCCCGACAUCGUGGCCUUGCUCAAGAGCAGCAAGAACGCUUUCAUCUGCAGCCUGAUGGGAAUCGACCCCGUGGCGACCUUCCGCUGGGCCGUGCUGCGAGCGUACUUCAGAGCCCUGGUGGCGUUCAGGGAGGCCGGCCGCAGACACACCCACAAAAAGACCGGGAACGACGCAGCAGUCCCCUGCGCUGUCGUCAAAACGGUCGACAGCUUCAGUUUCCUUCAUCACCCGGUUCACCAGAGGAGCCUCGAGAUCCUUCAAAGAUGCAAAGACGAGAAAUACAGUAUCACCAGGAAGAAUCCCCGCACACCUCUGUCAGAUCUUCAAGGCACUAACGCCCUGAAUGAGAAGGCCAGCUGGGAGGGCUAUGGUGUCGGCUGCAACGGUCGCAGCUCCAGGUCUGGUCGUUUGUCCUCGACAGGAAGUCCCGCCCUGGAAGAAGACGGCAUCUUCUUCAACUCGACCAGCAGCAAACUCCUGGAAAGAGCUCAGGGCAUCCUACUGAGGAACAAAAACAUCAAAAGCAAGCCGAGCCUUCCCAAGCACUUGUUGGACGUGAAAUCUCUGCGUUACCUGAGCAGCGUGACGCUCCAUGACCGCAUCACCAAGUCUCUGCUUCACCUGCACAAGAAGAAGAAACCGCCCAGCAUCAGUGCUCAGUUCCAGGCGUCUCUCAAUAAACUGAUGGAGACUCUCGAUCAAUCGGAGCCGUACUUCGUCAAGUGUAUUCGCUCAAACGGCGAGAAGCUGCCGUUGCGUUUCAAUGACAGCCUGGUGCUCCGACAGCUCAGAUACACAGGCAUGCUGGAAACCGUCCGGAUCCGACAGUCAGGAUACAGCAUCAAGUACACCUUCCAGGACUUUGUGCGUCACUUUCACGUGCUGCUGCCUCGAGGCACGAGCCCGACCAAGUCAGGCAUCCGGGAGUUCUUCAGAAGGAUCCACCUGCCACCUGCCGGGUAUCAAGUGGGCAACACGAUGGUGUUCCUGCGUGAGGCGGAGCGCCAGCGUCUUCAGACUCUCCUCCACCAGGAAGUCCUGCGGCGCAUCGUCACGCUGCAGCGCCGCUUCAGGGCCGUCCUGGAGAGGAAGCACUUCGUCGACAUGAGGAGAGCUGCCUUCGUCAUCCAGCGAUGGUGGAGAAGCUGCCUCCUCAAACAGUCCACCAUGGACUCUGAGGAGGAGGAGGAGGCGGCGGUGUGUGUGCAGGCGGCCUGGAGGAGCUACAGGGAGCGCCGGAGGUUCCUGCAGUGGCGGGACUCUGCCGUCGUCAUCCAGAGGAGCUGGAGAAACUGCCGUCGUCGCAGAUCUCUGGCAGCGGUAACGAUUCAAACAGCCUGGAGAGGAUUCAGGGAGCGGAGCCGCUACUGUCAGACGUACAGGAGCGUGACGCAGCUGCAGGCGAUGGGCAGGGGACACCUGGCUCGGCUCAGGUUCAGAGAAGUGAAGGAGCAGCAUGAAAGACAAGAGAGUCCGGCAGCAGAGAUGGAUGCAGGAGCCAUGGAGGACCUCCCCUCGUGCGUACAGGAAGGCUAUGACCCGGACGUUUCUGUAGAACUAGUACCUGUUCGGUUAGACGUGGGAGAGAUGGAGAAAGAAGAGGACUCCGAGCGGAGUCGGAGCACCGAUGAGACGAGCCAUAAGAACCGGUCAAAACGAAAGAGCCGACGGAUGAGAGAGCUGGAGCAGGCUCAGUUCAGCUUAGAGCUUCUCAAGGUCCGAACCACCAGCGUGCAAGAGGAGUCCGCUCCAGACAGCAGCACCUGUCAGCUGGAAGACCCUCGCAGACCUUCCCCCCGGGGAUCUCCUGCCAGUCAUGAAAGUUUUGAGCUGCUCAAUGUGGAAGACAUGGAGACCGAAGGCUCGACUGCACAUUCCCAAGCACUGGAUCUCCAGCUGCACGAGGGGCUGAGAGAUUCAAACUUCAAUGAGAAGACGGAGCCGCCAAACGAGGCCGAGGGUCCCAGGGCGACGUUUUAUAUUGCUUCUGACCAAAGUCCGGUUCAUGAACCAAAAUUCGAAAGCCCCGCCAAACCCUCCGGAGAGAGAGGAGAGUCCACGUCUCGGAGGCCUGUGGUGGUGUUGAUCAGCAUGCAGAAGGAGAGCCCAGUGGAGGAGGGGGAGCUGCUGGCAGCCCAAACCCUAGAAGGAGCUUCUGAAACAGGAGCAGCACCCGAAUCCCAAAUGACCCCCUGCUUGGAGGUAGUAUCAGAGACGGAGCAGCCGCCUGGGGUUGUCGCCCAGGCUGAGAGUGAUGUAUGUGGGGCGGAAAGAUCUUCUGAGGUCCCGCCAUCAAGUCCAGAAUCGGGGAUUUGCUCCUCGGAGGUGGACAUCAAGAUCGUCCUGGAGCCCAGCGUUCCCGCUGUCCUCCCCAGGCAGCCGGAGAGGAAGGCGAUCCGGCCCGCACAGCAGGCGCCGAGCCCGGUCCUGGACACCAAACCACCGAAAGCUCAGAAAAAGAGCUCAGCCCAGACUGUGAUCGUGAACAUGGUGGAGAAAUCCCCCAACACUGUGUUCUCCCCACCCAGACGCAAGCUGCCCUUCUCUAAGUCAGAUAAGGAUUUAGUGAACCAGGAAAGAUCUCUUGCCAUGUUCAGAGACGACUCUAAAUCUGCUGGAUCCAGAAACAGAGAGCAGGUGGGCCGCCCCGGCCCCAAAAAGAAAGCGCGAAUGUCCCGGACGCGCUCCGACUUCCUCACCCGCUGUAACUCUGAGGGGGCGACCCAGUCGGACGACGACGAUGAAUACUACACCCCCGCCCACACCCACACGCUGCCCCCUUCCCUGUCUCCCCCACACGCCCACCCCGAGGCCGACUGUCACAGUGACUGCGAGAUGCCAUCUCACAAAGACCAGAAGAAGAUCCAUAAGACCAUGUCGUCAGGAGACCUGGGCAAGGUGGAAGUCCUCAGGAAGACCUCCAGUCAGGAUGGAAGCAGGAUGAAAGGAAGGAUAAGAUUCUGGAGUAAGACGAAGCACAGCGAGAAAAAACAGUCGAGAGAGCAGCAGCAGGCCGGCAGGAGUGAAGCGGGAGAGACGCACGAAGGCCCUUCUUCUCCUCCUCGCAGUCCAGAUUUGGAGGCCGCUCCCUCUCGGGGGGUCAGGGACAGCAAGGAGAACAAGGAGCCGUCUCCUAAGAUGAGGAGGCGUCGCAGUGUGAAGAUCAGCAGCAUCGCUCUGGAACCCGGCCAGUGGCAAAACGACGCGCUGCACAUCCUCAGCUCAGCGCACGACUACCGCACCAUGAACGACUUCCUCAUGAAGAAGAUCGCCGACCUGGAGUCUGAAGACGGUAAGAAGGACACCAUGGUGGACGUCGUCUUCAAGAAAGCGCUGAGGGAGUUCAGGAUCAACAUCUUCAACUCCUACUCCACCGCCCUGGCUAUGGAUGAUGGGAAGAGUAUCCGUUACAAGGAUCUCUACGCCCUGUUCGAGCACAUCCUGGAGAAGACGAUGCGUCUGGAGCAGAGGGACUGGUGCGAAUCGCCGGUGAAGGUGUGGGUCAACACCUUCAAGGUCUUCCUGGACGAGUUCAUGACCGAGUACAAGCCGAUGGAGGGAACGAUUGGCAGGGCUCCUAAACGCGAACGCAAGAAGUCGAGGAAGAAGGAAACGGACAUCGUGGAAGAACACAACGGACACAUCUUCAAGUCCACACAGUACAGCAUCCCCACCUACUGCGAGUACUGCUCCUCCCUCAUCUGGAUGAUGGACCGAGCCUGCGUCUGCAAACUGUGUCGCUACGCCUGCCACAGGAAGUGCUGCUCCAAGAUGACCACCAAGUGCAGUAAAAAGUACGAUCCGGAGCUGUCGUCGCGGCAGUAUGGCGUGGAGUUGUCCCGUCUGACCAGCGAGGAGCGAACCGUGCCCCACCUGGUGGAGAAACUCAUCAACUACAUCGAGAUGCACGGCCUCUACACGGAGGGGAUCUACAGGAAGUCGGGCUCCACCAAUAAGAUCAAAGAGCUCCGCCUGGGGCUGGACACAGAUGUGAACGCUGUGAACCUGGAUGACUACAACAUCCACGUCAUCGCCAGCGUUCUCAAACAGUGGCUCCGUGACCUGCCCAGCCCUCUCAUGACCUUUGAACUGUACGAGGAGUUCCUCAGGGCCAUGGGUCAGUCAGACAAGCGGGAGGUGAUCCGAGGGGUGUAUUCAGUGAUCGACCAGCUCAGCAGGACACACCUCAGUACUCUGGAGCGCCUCAUCUUCCACCUGGUCAGGAUCGCUCUGCAGGAGGAGACUAACAGGAUGUCAGCCAACGCCCUCGCCAUCGUGUUCGCUCCCUGCAUCCUUCGCUGCCCCGACACCAUCGACCCGCUGCAGAGCGUCCAGGACAUCAGCAAGACCACCGCGUGUGUGGAGCUGAUCAUCAACGAGCAGAUGAGCAAGUACAAAGCUCGUCUGAAGGACAUCAGCAGUCUGGAGUUUGCAGAAAGCAAAGCCAAGAGCAGACUGACCCACAUCAGGAAGUCCAUGUGCAAAGGUCGUGUUCGGCCAAGCAGCAUCCACACGCCCUCGCCUCCUCUCAGCCCUAAAGUGCCCACAGUGGUGGUGGAUGGAGAGAGUGAAGGAGGUGGAGGUGAAGGUGGAGGAGGUGAAGGAGAAGGAGGUGCAGGUGAAGGAGGAGGAGGAGAGGAUGCAGCAGAGGUCAGGCUGAAUGAUCAGCAGCAUCUGGCGAUGCAGCAGGAAGAGCGAAUCCUCACAGAGCAGAUCGAAAGUCUGCAGAAAGAGAAGGAGGAGUUGACGUAUGAGAUGUUGAUCUUGGAGCCGCGGACGUCCGACGAUGAGACUCCUGAAUCUGAAGCCUCCAUCGGCACAGCGGACAGCUCCGAGAACAUCACCAUGGAGACGGAGGGAGCCACAUCAGACCCCUCUGAGCGUGGCACUUAUCACUCCAGGAAGUCUGAGUCAAAGGGCAGGCGAGUUUUACGCCGUCAGCCCGACUCCCAGGACUCUGCCGACUCCAUCUCUACCAUUUCCUCCUGCUUCCCCUCCUCCUCUCUCUCCUCCAACGCCUCCGGCUCUCCCUCCCCUCACUACCGGUUCCGCUCCUCCUCCUCCGGGCCGCUGCUUUCCUCCUGCGGUUUGGGGGCCCCGUUGGCAGAAGCGGAGGGGAGCCACGGCGCCGGUAAGAGCCGCCACAGGCUCAGGCUCAGCCGCAGCUCACCGCGCGAGCCCUCGGGAAGCCACCGCAGGGAUUCGGACUUCGGCUCGGGGCCACAGCAGCUGGUUCUGUACGGCAGCAACGAGUUCAUGGUGUGAAGCCGAGGAGGGAAGGAACAGCAGCCGCCG
Messenger RNA from Cottoperca gobio, 7746 nucleotides. Its product is annotated as unconventional myosin-IXa-like. Gene Ontology annotation, biological process: intracellular signal transduction; establishment of epithelial cell apical/basal polarity. NCBI's taxonomy places the organism in Eukaryota, Metazoa, Chordata, Actinopteri, Perciformes, Bovichtidae. Gene Ontology annotation, cellular component: axonal growth cone; actin filament; myosin complex. The record is from RefSeq and is a predicted model, not a curated record. Gene Ontology annotation, molecular function: GTPase activator activity; microfilament motor activity; ATP binding.